Messenger RNA from Bufo gargarizans (Asiatic toad), 2012 nucleotides. Its product is annotated as protein limb expression 1-like. The coding region runs from base 109 to 603 and encodes 164 amino acids. Gene Ontology annotation, cellular component: cytoplasm. The record is from RefSeq and is a predicted model, not a curated record. The transcript has 4 exons. NCBI's taxonomy places the organism in Eukaryota, Metazoa, Chordata, Amphibia, Anura, Bufonidae. Gene Ontology annotation, biological process: autophagosome maturation.
CAGUGUUGCACAAGUAGAGCAGAAGCACGGCGAGAUGCGGCCAAGGUUGCUUUAAUCAACUCCCUUUACAAUGAAUUACCCACCCGGACAAUCACACACGAGUUCAUCAUGAAAAGUGUCCAAGAAGCUGUGGCCUCCACAAGUGGCAAUGUAGACGAUGCUGAUGACCCAAGUACAAGCAUUGGUGCCUAUCAUCAUAUGUUGGAGGCUAACAUUGGAAGGACUAUGCUGGAAUUCCAGGAACUCAUGAUAGUCUUUCAGCUCCUGCACUGGAACGGAAGUCUUAAAGCCCUGAGAGACACAAAGUGCUCCCGUCAGGAGGUUAUUGCCUACUACUCCCAGUAUUCCUUAGAUGAGCGAAUGAGGAGCCACAUGGCCUUAGACUGGAUCAUGAAGGAAGAAGAGAUUCCUGGGACUAUAUCUCAGGAGCUUCAGCUUGCGCUCAGAGAAUUGGAGGAGUCAAGAAAAGCAGGAAGAGAGUUGCGAUUCUAUAAAGAAAAGAAGGAAAUCUUGAGCUUAGCUCUCAGCCACAUCUACAGCGACUGCAUUACUUCACCUACACAUGUUGAUCAUCUGAACUUUACUCUAAAUGGUUAUCACUAGCAGAUCUCUGGCUUUUAAGUCUGAUAGCAGAACAGUAAAUGGAAACAUAGGCUAUAAAUUCUUGUUGGACCACCCAGGUUCAACAAGGAAACUUUUAUAGACAUUGUUACUAAGGUGUGUAUUUCAUAGAGAUUUACAACACAUCAUUUCUUUUUAUUGUGGUAAAACUACAAGUUUUUUUGGUAGAAGCUUUAAUAUGUGUAUUUUGUAUAUGAGCUCUUUAAUUGUACAAUAAGUUGCUAAUAUCUUAAGCAGUUAUGGCCAACCUGCGAGCAAGCACCGUGCAUGGUCCCAGAUCCUUUAAUACCACAUAAGACAUUCUCAAACAUGACACGUACUGUAUGUGUUUAAAGAGAAUCUGUUAUACAACAUGAUUUCCUAUGUGCAGACCUAACAGUAAAGAGCAAGAGGAGCUCAGUAAAUAUUUGUGGGAAAUGCUUCAGUAUAACUAGAAAUGUAUUCACUUAAUUUAAAUCAGUGCUAAUUCUGGGUUUAGGAGUCAAGUGGUUACAGGAAUGGCUGUCACCUUCUCCUCACUCACUGCUCUAGAUACCUCUUUUCUUGCACACUCAGUCUGUCCCUUGCCCAAACUCCCCUUCCUCACCUGAAGUAGACCCCUCUUUAACAAAGCCACAUAUACUCAUUACAGCUGCCACCAACCCCAGGACUCCUAAGUGUACCACCCACUGGAGUACUAAGAUGGCUGCCUUUUUUUUCUCCUGGACCCACAAUGAGCAUUAAGUUAAAUGAAUAAAUUACAAGUUAUACUGAAUCUUUUCCCACAAACUUAUAUACUGCCUGCAGAAAGGACAUCAUGUUCAAUAUGACAGGUUCCCUUUAAAAGGCCAUCUUUUGCUGCUAAUUGUAAUAAAGCAUGCACCCGCAAGAGUUAAGAGUAUUCCUAUCCACAGGAUAUGCCAUGCAUAUCUGAUAGAUGUGAGUCACACCCGUGGAACCUACACCUAUCCCCAUUGACUCCCCAUACCACUUGGUGGCGCGGCCACUAUGAGUGAAGAGGUGACCACACUUGUGCAGAUCUCCAUUUGCUUCUGUUGUAGUUCUGAAAACAUCCUGAGUCCAAUAUCUGUGGAUGUGCCAUAAAUGUCUAAGAUCCGAAUACCACUUUAAUGGUAUUGUUCCACCUUAACAAAUAACCUAUCCACAAGAUGCAUCAGACUGGUUUAAUCACUGAGGGUUCCAACGCUGGGACCCCACCAAUCAUUAGGAUCAGGGGACCUCCCCCAACCCACAUUUAGAUGGAGCAAUGGUGAUGCAUGUGUACUACUUCAUUUAAAGCUUAUAGAAUUGAUAAAGAUAGCUUAGGCUACUUUCACACUAGCGUUUUUGCUGGAUCCGGCAGGGUUCAGCAAAAACGCUUCCGUUAUGGAAAAUACAACCAUCUGCAUCCG